AUGGAGGGAAAUCGUUCGAGCUCACAGUCACAGCAGCACCGCGAUCUGCUUCAAAAAACCAAAGAGUUCACUAGAUCAAUCGUGAAAGAUCUAAGCGAGGAACGAUCACCGUUGAUUUUCAUCAAACGGUUCAGAAACUACUGCACGAGUCUCGAUGCAACCUGUGCUUGCAGUUCUGAUUUGUCAAAGGGAUGUGAUAUUCUGACACUGGAGAGACAAUGCCACGUGCAUAGAAUCGAUGUGUUGUUGAGGGUGCUACUGGCCGUUCAACAACUUCUACAAGAACAUAGGCAUGGCUCAAAGAGAGAUAUAUACUACAUGCAUCCAUCUGUGUUUUCAGAACAAUCAGUUGUGGACCGAGCAAUCAAUGACCUAUGCAUCCUUCUGCAAUGCAGUCGCCACAACCUUAAUGUGGUGUCUGUUGGAAAAGGGUUGGUGAUGGGCUGGUUAAAAUUCGUGGAAGCUGGAAGGAAAUUUGACUGCAUAAACAAUCUUAACACUGCCCACCACAUUCCUGUGCUCGUUGAGGAAGUCAAAGAUAUCAUUAGUGUGGCACAUUACAUACUGGUUGUUGAGAAAGAAUCGGUGUUCCAGCGGUUAGCCAAUGACCGGUUCUGUACCAGAAACCGCUGCAUUGUCAUCACUGGAAGAGGGUAUCCAGACAUCUCCACAAGAAGGUUUCUGCGUCUCCUUAUGGAGAAUUUGCAUUUGCCUGCAUAUUGUUUGGUAGAUUGUGAUCCGUAUGGCUUUGACAUCCUGACCACAUACCGGUUUGGUUCUAUGGUAUUCUUUUGUUAG
Messenger RNA from Pistacia vera, 798 nucleotides. Its product is annotated as meiotic recombination protein SPO11-1-like. Gene Ontology annotation, molecular function: ATP binding; DNA binding; DNA topoisomerase type II (double strand cut, ATP-hydrolyzing) activity. Gene Ontology annotation, biological process: meiotic DNA double-strand break processing; reciprocal meiotic recombination; meiotic DNA double-strand break formation. Gene Ontology annotation, cellular component: nuclear chromosome. The coding region runs from base 1 to 798 and encodes 265 amino acids. NCBI's taxonomy places the organism in Eukaryota, Viridiplantae, Streptophyta, Magnoliopsida, Sapindales, Anacardiaceae. The transcript is spliced from 12 exons. The record is from RefSeq and is a predicted model, not a curated record.